Messenger RNA from Dioszegia hungarica, 1305 nucleotides. RefSeq lists its product as uncharacterized. The transcript has 4 exons. The record is from RefSeq and is a predicted model, not a curated record. Gene Ontology annotation, molecular function: transcription cis-regulatory region binding; DNA-binding transcription activator activity, RNA polymerase II-specific. The coding region runs from base 1 to 1305 and encodes 434 amino acids. Lineage: Eukaryota; Fungi; Basidiomycota; Tremellomycetes; Tremellales; Bulleribasidiaceae. Gene Ontology annotation, cellular component: RNA polymerase II transcription regulator complex.
AUGUCGGAGCCACAUUCAUGGGAGCCACAUCAGCCAGGGUACUACCCUUACUACGCCAGCGGUCAGCAGGCCCAUGGACGCACAGAUACACCUGUCUCCCCCACCCUAUCCGAUCCCCAGUACAGUCGUGCCCUGGAAUUGGGUCCAUCCGACUACAGCCCUGGCGCCAGUAGCAAUCCCCGCCGAUACGCUCCCGACCCCGGUCUUUUCCCUCCCCCUCUGCCCAUCCCACCCAUCGCUCCGGACUCGAAUGGCUUCGGUUCGUCGCUGGUGUCAUUGGGUCCGGGUCCGAAUAAUGUCGCUCUACCCUCCUUUUCGCAUACGUUCCAACAGGUGCAUCACCAGCCCCCUCCACUUCAGUACUAUACACCGCACUCCACGGUCAACGGCAUGCAGCAGCCCUCACCACUCCAUCCUGGGCCUCCUCACACGGCACAUGGGUAUCCAGACCACUCUCCACCCGCCUCAAGCUACGGUGGCUUCCCCUCGCAGGCCGCCACCCCUAUCAUGGCUGCUCCCCCGCUUCUCCCUGCGCCGGCCCCUCAUCGUCCGUCAUCGCAAUAUUAUUACGAGGCGCCGCCUCGUAUGCUAGCUCAGACUGGGCGCAUGUCGAGCGCGCCUACCUAUAGCGGAAGCCUCGCCGGUCACGCCUACUCGACCUCGCCAUCGUCUUACCACCCAUCCUCCUCCUCCCUCCAUCAGCCCGCUCACGCUGCCACAUACCCCGCUUUCUCUUCAUCCUCGGCUCCCUCCGCGCCCAUUCCACGUCCUCCUCCCAUCAUCACCGGUGUCCCAUACCAGGUCAAGAAGGAACGCUCGAGUCUGAGCGACAACACGGCAUACGGAGGCGGUGGCGGGGCGAGGAGGGCAGAUAUCUCGCCUACCGAGAGCAUGCAGAGCUGGUCGGGCGAGCUGGACAUUGACGACCGGGGAGAAGGCGGGAGCCAGCCCUGGGGUAUGCCACAGGAGGAGUAUCUCGCUCUGGCGCCUAAGGACAAGAAGCAAGUAAGGAACAGGGUCGGCGCAAAGCGUUUCAGGGCAAGGCGGAAGGAUUAUGUCGCCACCCUCGAAGCAUCCGUACGCCAACAAGGGGAAGAGCUGUCCACACUCCGGCAACAAGUCCGCUCUCAACGGAUGGAAAUCGACGACUACAGGCAGCAGCUCGGUCUACCGCUGGAGUCACCGUCGGUCGCAUCCGUGAUGCAGCAGGAGAAGAACGAGAGGGGUCUGGGGUUGAUGGUGAUGCAGGAUGAGCAGGAGGGACAGGACGGUGGUUUCAGGCCGGAGGAGCAGAAUGGGUCGUAA